This is a messenger RNA of Carlito syrichta (Philippine tarsier), 1533 nucleotides long. RefSeq names its product zinc finger protein 280A (gene ZNF280A). The transcript has a single exon. Lineage: Eukaryota; Metazoa; Chordata; Mammalia; Primates; Tarsiidae. The coding region runs from base 1 to 1533 and encodes 510 amino acids. Gene Ontology annotation, molecular function: RNA polymerase II cis-regulatory region sequence-specific DNA binding; DNA-binding transcription factor activity, RNA polymerase II-specific. The record is from RefSeq and is a predicted model, not a curated record. Gene Ontology annotation, biological process: regulation of DNA-templated transcription.
AUGGCAGAUCUCUUGUGUAAGGGAGAACAAGAAUCACAGAAGACCAUAAGAGAAUCCAAACAGAAGGACAAGGAUGAUGAAGAUGCUGAGCUGAUCUUCGUUGGGGUGGAACACGUAAAUAAAGAUGCUGACAUUCUCUUUGUCAGCAUGAUUUCAAAUUCACAACCAGUUAUUUCAAACAUUUUGAACCGAGUCACCCCAGGCUCAAUGUCAAAAAGAAGGAAAGACCUCCAAAAUCCUGCUCGAAGCAAGCCUGCAAAUCACACAAUCCAUACAGCAAAAGCAAUUAUGCCAGCAUCUCAGCCUGAAUGGGGAUCAACAAGUAGUCCUGCUACUAUGGAGUCUUCAUUUAAACCUGCUUAUAACAUGAACUCACCACAAGUUCCUCUCAAUUCCUCAGAUAUGCUUUCUGCAAAUACUCAGUGUCUAGUUGGAGCUGUAUGCCCCGUAAAAGGCAGAGAUGAGAGUUCUCCUGAUUCAAAGCGACUUUCCACUUCAGAUAUAAACAGCAGAAAUCCGAAAAGGGUUAAAUUCAGGGCUGGUGUCCCAGGGGCACAUUCUUUAGCUGUGGUCCCUCCAAAUAUCUCUCCUAUAAUGGACACGAGUCCACCCUCACAGGGUGUCUGCAACUCAUCAAGCCAUGUUCAAAGUGGAACAUCAUUUUCUUGGGCUGAUGCUAAGGAAAAGGCACAUUUCUGUCUUAUGGUUCCAGACACAGCAAAUGACUUUGAAGGACUGGUAAUUACAGAAUUUUCAAGACUCACAAAUCAAACCGAUUCAGAGAAAGGAAAUCUGUUCAUGUCACUUAGUGACUUUUACUAUGGACAGCAUAAAGGAGAUGGAAAGCCAGAAGAGAAGACUCAAACAACCUUUAAAUGCAUCAGCUGCUUGAAAGUUCUAAAAAAUGUUAAGUUUAUGAAUCAUGUGAGGCACCAUUUGGAACUUGAGAAGCAGAGAAGUGACAGCUGGGAAAACCACACCACCUGCCAGCACUGCCACAGGCAGUUUCCCACUCCCUUUCAGUUGCAGUGUCAUAUUGACAGUGUGCACACUGCCCAGGAGCUCUCUACUGUCUGUAAAAUCUGCGAAUUGUCAUUCGAAACAGAUCAGGUCCUCUUACAACACAUGAAGGACCAUCAUAAGCCUGGUGAAAUGCCCUAUGUAUGCCAGGUUUGCCAUUACAGGUCAUCAGCCUUUGCUGACGUGGAAACACAUUUUAGAACAUGCCAUAAAAACACUAAGAAUUUGCUUUGCCUGUUUUGUCUAAAAGUGUUCAAAAUGUCAGGACGAUACAUGAGCCAUUGUCAGAAACACUGCAGCAAGAGAGUCUUUCGAUGUCCCAAGUGCCGGCUACAGUUUUUGACAUUGAAGGAAGAAAUGGAGCAUAAAACCAAGAAUCAUCAGACAUUUAAAAAGCCCGAGCAACUGGAAAGGUUGCCUCCCGAAACAAAGGUUAUUAUCCAAAUUUCACUUCAACAAGAAUCAAGAGGUGAGGCUUCCAUUGUGAGCAACACUGACCCCUGUACAAAUUAA